AGCUCUUAUGCGCAUCGCAUCAUGGCCGUUGGAUGAUGGGGACGUCCGAGGUUCAAGUCCUGGCAGGUUCUAGCUUCCAUGGUCCAGCCACGAUGUUUUUCAUGGCACGCGGCGAGAACUCAUCCCCCAUCGCUCAGCUGCACUCCAAAUGCCGGGCGCGCUCGUCAACGACACAAUUAACUUCCUGGACACAAGUGGAAGAGAGCAGGCUGGUUUUCCGGGCGAUGGAUCAAAAGGAUAUCAUCUCCUAGUGUGUUGCGCAACUUACGUUUGGGUUGAGCGUCUCAGCGGCAGUGCAAGAUCCAUCCUAUCCGGUAAGCUCUUAUUCCGUUUGCUCUCUUCUUGUUUCUUCUCUUCCAGUUGUGAGUUUUCCGAUUAUGUUGACACGGUUGUGAUGAUCGGACAAGCCAGCACUUUCCAAAAGGACAGCACUAUCCAUACUUAUGGAAACAUCGUCUACAUGAAAUGCACAUCUACUAUACGAUCUACAUCUCGGACGUCUGUCCUAAGUCCAUCUACAGGUGGCCAUAGAGACUGGAACCCUCCAAAUACGCUGCGUUCUAGCUGAUAGUCGUCAGCUGCUCUAUACCGAUGGCUUUCCAGAGGCUUGGACAUGCGAGUGAUAGUAAGCAAGAUAAGCAGGGUCUGACCUGAGGUUCUGCUCCGCCUCCACCACAUCCAGCAGCUGAUAUCUCCAGAGGAUCUCAAGGUUUCUAAGCAAUGCACGGCGUUAUUGCUUUCUACAAAGACACCACGAGAAUCCUCGUUAACACUCUUGGAUUUCAAAGUUAUGGAGGCACACGUCUGGGUGGGAUGUUUUGUCAGAAAUCCUGGAGGUCUCGAGUUUUCUUGACUUUUAGUUUUAGGGAAGGUCAGGUAUGGACGUCCAUGAGCAAGAUGAGAUUGCAGUUUCGCAAUGGUAUCAAGAAGCAUGAGCCGCAGGUCUUCGAGAUCAUAACCUUUCCAAAGUUUGGCAUUGGACAGCGUGCGUUUCUCAUCCAGACUCAAGCACAAACUCUCGAUGGAGCGAGGCUUUUGGAGGCGUCCUGGUUUAUACCCACGAAUGAGUGGUUUACCAGCACGAAAAGGUUAAGUUCUACUAUGGGAGGGACUCACGCUUUUAGCCAUUUUGCUGUUGCACAAAUCCUCCACUGGUCUCAUGGAGCUCAAGGGAGAGGUGUUUUAUUCACUGGAGAUAUCUUACAGGUGGGGAUGGACAACAAAACAGUGGGGAUGGACAACAAAACAGUGGGGAUGGACAACAAAAUAGUGAGCAUAAUGAGAUCGUAUCUAAACUAUAUACCACUCUUGUCAAGCCACACUAAUAGGCCAGGUGAUCGAGCCAUGGGAUUUUGGGAGGCUCUACGUUGCGUUUCAGGACAGACAGGAUGA
Selaginella moellendorffii is the source of this 1392-nucleotide messenger RNA. RefSeq lists its product as uncharacterized. The transcript is spliced from 9 exons. Lineage: Eukaryota; Viridiplantae; Streptophyta; Lycopodiopsida; Selaginellales; Selaginellaceae. The record is from RefSeq and is a predicted model, not a curated record. Bases 721 to 1392 code for a protein of 223 amino acids.